Molecule: messenger RNA, 2202 nt
Organism: Leishmania mexicana MHOM/GT/2001/U1103
Lineage: Eukaryota; Euglenozoa; Kinetoplastea; Trypanosomatida; Trypanosomatidae
Exons: 1
Coding region: 1-2202 (733 amino acids)
Source: RefSeq, a predicted model, not a curated record
AUGAAGCGAGGCGUGCAGCAGGCGAAGAGCCUCCACGUGCUGCAGCGGCUGCUUGGCCCCGUUGUUGCGCUGUACAUCUCUCGAUGCCGAGCGAAAGCCGAUGUGGCGCGUGAGGCGUCGCUGUAUCAUGCACCCAGCAUAGACGCCCUCAGGCAGCUUCCGAUCCUUGCAAAAUGGCCAGACUCAGCACUACAGAAGUGGCUGUCACACGGAGUGAUGGUGGCUUACAGAAAGGGAACAUGCAUUGGGUUCGCAUGUGAGCCACCGCAAGCAGCGCGUGUUUACUGGGUGCUCACUGGCAAAGUCGCUCAAGUACCGGCGAAGAGCGAGCUGCGCGAGUGUGCUUGUGAGCUCCCGCACCUGCCGCCAAACGCACCGAAGACUGGCCCAGUGGUGCUGCCGGCUCACUUUCUGGAGAAUGCAGCGAAGGCGGCACUGCCCUCUCUCACCUCCACCCAGGAGCGCAUCAAGGAAUCACUGGCGACGUACCAUGCCGGUCACCUUGUCGAUGCCGAGAGGCUGCUGCUCGGUGGUGGAAGGCAGCGCUCGCUUCGAUGUCAGACAGACGCCGUUAUGUUGAGCUUUCCAUUUUCGCUUUUCUUGAGAGAAGUUCAGUGUUUACCUGGCCCUGUGCGAAGCGAUGUCAUCGAUGUCGCACGCACCGUUGUUCAGCGUACCAUGGCGCAGUUUGGUGUGAUGCCAUCCGUGCACUCCCUAACCUCGGCGAAUCCGGUCCUGCAAAGUAUUCCGCCAAGAGAUCUGAGAGCCCUGCGUCUUCAGCUGAGACCGUUCGUGUUUCUGCAAUUCGACGUCAUCUGUCACGAUUUGGCGAACUCAGACAAAGUCUUUUUCCUCAGCCUCGGCACGGUACUCAUCGAAGACUGCAGAGGCUGCUCAUCGACGAUUACAUCGAAGGUGUCAACUGCCGUCGGGCUGGAGACGUUUGUGCCGUGCCGCUUUCCGGACUACUACGAUCAGAAGCUGCGGGCAAAGGCGGCUACGUACUGUGAGAUGUGGUGCAUCCCCACCGCCGCGCUGCUCGUCUUGUGCAGCGCUGAAACACAGCUCCGCUGCGCGCAAGCAGCUAAGCAACUCUUGGGCAACAAAACGAGCCGGCUCACGCCAGCAUCCGCGCUGCGUACAUGCCCUUGCUUCACUGGCGUCUCCGAGGCGGCCAUCGCUGUCGUCGCUCGAGCGCUGGAGGUGCGGGUGCACUGUGCGGGUGACACCAUUGUCGCCUCGAAGCGAGCGCCUAGCACGGGCAUUCUCGUAGUAGCCGGAGUCGUGGUCGUGCACUCGAACAGGAAAAAAGCUUCCGAGCCUCUGUGCACAGGCCAGGCUCGCUACUUUUGCGAGUGCUUUGUGAAGAUGGCGCUAGAGGAGUCGGUGAUCUCGCAGAGCAGCUCUCUUGUGCUGCACGGGUCUCCUGGAAGAAUAUUUGAGCUCAUGGAGGAGCUCAACACUGCGUCAGACGACAUCAAAAUCAUGUUGGACAAUGCACAAGACUACGUGAAUGGCCAGUAUGGGGCUGGGGCCAGCAACCUCAGCAAGGCGCAAAAUGCAGCAGCCGAGCGUGUAAAGGCGUACAAGCGUCGCCGCGCGGGAGCUGCGCCGACAGCGUCUCCACCAAGCACCAGCGUCGACGCCGUCGACAACCUCACCGUUGUGGAGAAUGAGCUCUUGGUCAGCCUGGCAUUGCAGUUGCAGGCGCUGCACCCCAACACAGCAGACGAAGCAAAAUUCGACGUCUUUCGGGUAGGGGAUCUGACGAUGGUGGACGACGACGCUCUGACCGAUUCUCGCCCAGCUGCAGAGUGCUUUUCCCUUGACGACGAAGGAAGGCUUGUCACCUGUGCCUUGCCAGCACUCGUUGCUUCUGCGCGCCCCUUGACAGAGGUCCCUGUGGCUCCCUCACCCGCCAUUGCUGCACCAAGAGCCGACGUAGUCGCUGCGUCAUUGCAGCAGCGAGAGAAAACGAAAGAGACGAGGUCUUCAACGCAGGAGACGGCAGCUGUUGUGUCUCAAUCACUGCGCACAGCUGUGCGUGCGUCGGCCCCCGCGGCAGCUGGACGGCGCAGUGUGCCAUCUCCCCGUCUUACCGCGUUGCGCACCACCGCAACGCGACUCCGAGAAGAAGCAGAUGGCGUAGACAGGCGAAGAGAGUAUCAACGUCAGCUGCUGCGCGUGAAGCACCCUCUGUGA